Messenger RNA from Ornithodoros turicata, 2086 nucleotides. RefSeq names its product post-GPI attachment to proteins factor 3-like (gene PGAP3). Bases 198 to 1250 code for a protein of 350 amino acids. Gene Ontology annotation, biological process: GPI anchor biosynthetic process. Gene Ontology annotation, molecular function: hydrolase activity, acting on ester bonds. The transcript has 8 exons. Lineage: Eukaryota; Metazoa; Arthropoda; Arachnida; Ixodida; Argasidae. Gene Ontology annotation, cellular component: endoplasmic reticulum membrane. The record is from RefSeq and is a predicted model, not a curated record.
UUUUUUUUUUUUCUUUUCUGGCCGACAUUUUGAGCUGGCAACUACCAACUAACCACCCGAAGGGAUAACGAAACUUUUCCGUGGAAACCGCCAGCUACUAUGGAAUCGGAGUUCGCAACAUGCAGACGCCCUGCUCAUGUGAUCGUAUGUACCCGCGUUCGCCGCACGAGCGAUUUUGAGCACGCGGCAUUAAUCACAUGCUGAUAAGAUGGAGUGGACAAAUGUCUCCUGACGAUAUGGGAAACCGGGCUAUAUUCUCUGGUUUCCAGUGUAUGCUUCUGAUAUGUGUUAUCGGUUCUUGCAUUGCAUCUCAAGGCGAUCAAUGCAUUCCCUAUCAAUCUUGUCUUCGAAGAUGCCUCGGGGACAACUGUACAACGGGUGGAGAGACAUUCCUUUUGCAACGACCCUGGUAUCUAAGUAUUCUCGACUGGGACUGUUUGGACGAGUGUCGCUAUGGUUGUAUGUGGCACGCCUUGGAGUUCUUCGAAAACGUCGGCGAACCCGUACCACAGUUCCACGGAAAGUGGCCAUUCCUGCGAAUGUACGGGAUCCAAGAACCUGCUUCCGUGCUGUUUUCCUUGCUCAACGGUCUUAGCCACGUUUGGAUGUGGCGCAAGUUUCGUGCAAAGGUGCCACCGUCUGCCCCAAAUUACUUGCUCUGGAAUGGACAGGCUCUGCUCUCCAUUAAUGCGUGGCUUUGGUCCGCUAUAUUUCAUGCAAGAGACACUCCAGUCACAGAGAAGUUGGACUACUUCUGUGCCUUCUCACUGGUGCUUUACUCCCUGUACAGUUUAUGCAUAAGGAUGGGCUUGACCUUAGCCAUAAGUGCACCCUUUGCGGCCUUCUUUGCCUACCAUAUCCAUUACCUGACCUUUGUGCAUUUUGACUAUGGUUACAAUAUGUUGGCCAAUGUUGUUGCUGGAAUGUUGAGUUCCAUGGGAUGGCUGGCCUGGUGCAAUUGGCAUAGACGUCCUUAUGUAUGGAGGUGCAUUGUUGUCACCAUUGCCAUAAAUGUCCUUCUGCUACUGGAACUGGGGGACUUUCCACCGUGGAUGUUUAUUCUAGAUGCCCACGCUCUGUGGCACCUUGGGACUGCUCCUCUGCCAUUGCUUUGGUACAGGUUCCUAAUCGAUGACUGCCUUUACGAACUGAGACGAUCAAAAGGUGCAACACCGUCCUGUGAAAAGCACAAUCUGAACCUCAAUGGCACUCAAAAUGGGAACCAUGCUGGCAAGAACAAAGCGAGCUGAUGCUUCCUCUAUUGUUAGCGCAAGAGCAAUAACAACAACUCGAGUGAAACAAUUUUUAACAGUGAAACUUCUUUACCAAGCCAUCAAAUGUAGUAAUACGAGAAAUCUUUAGUGACCUGUUGCACUACAUAAGAAAUUUCUACAAACGCCUCCAUGUACAAGGCCGUAAAAAAAUGUAUGACAAAUUCUACACAUAAGUCGCUUACAAUAGUGUUAUCAGCGAAAUUUUUACAAACAAGUGGGGGGAACCCGAGAUAAUCUGAGAUUUCAUUGUAAUAUAUAUAUAUGGGAGUUUUUCAUUAAAAAAAUCUACGAGACAGCAACAGCAUUGUGCAACAAAGUAUGUAACUACCAGAUCACUGAUUACAUAAAUUAAUCAACUUUCUAAAACUUGAUUAACAAAUUGUUACAAAUGAAUAAUUAGUAAAUGCCACCUGUGCUGGUCUCGUAGACUUUUUAAUAGAAAUUCUGUAGGGACAGGGGCCAUGCAAGUUAAGAGUGUUAAUGCAUUGGAUCAAGUUUCAGACCAAGGUUUGAUAUGUACACACAGUUUCUGUGAUCAUGUUGUUGUUCUAACACUAAUAGUUGUUUUUAGACAUUAUACUGUUGUGCUGCAUAGCAAGGUUGUCUCAAUAAUUGGACUAGUCAAGACAGGGCACAAAAUUUGCAGUCAUUGAUGUGACCAUUAGAGAACCACAGUCUCUAGUCCAUUUUGAGUUUUCGGGAUCAAAAGAAAGAGGAAAUGUUUCUUCCAGUAUCUUUGUUAGUUUUUAAAAAUUGUUACGAGCCUCUAUAGACAAGUUUUUAUUGAAUAAAAGCUUUACGUACUUUUUUAA